Suillus bovinus is the source of this 1034-nucleotide messenger RNA. RefSeq names its product galactose mutarotase-like domain-containing protein. Bases 96 to 1016 code for a protein of 306 amino acids. The transcript has 4 exons. Gene Ontology annotation, molecular function: carbohydrate binding; isomerase activity. Gene Ontology annotation, biological process: carbohydrate metabolic process. NCBI's taxonomy places the organism in Eukaryota, Fungi, Basidiomycota, Agaricomycetes, Boletales, Suillaceae. The record is from RefSeq and is a predicted model, not a curated record.
GCCGGGCCGCUAGCCUCCUCUCAGGGUAAUUCCAGGGGGUACUUAUAUCUCAUAGUUGCCAACUCAAUACCUCAAGCUUACCAUCUACUCCGAAGAUGCCAGUCAAACAGGUUUCUGGGCGAGUCACUUUGACACAUGCAAAGGGUUCCUCUGCGGAACUACUUCUGUACGGUGCAACAGUCAUUUCAUGGAAGGCUGGAACCAUCACCGAACCUCAGCCAAUUGAGCGGCUAUUUGUUUCAUCCAAAGCCGCUGUCGAUGGUUCAAAGCCUGUGCGGGGAGGUAUUCCAGUCAUAUUUCCUUGCUUUGGACCUCCCAGCCACCCAGAGCACAUGAAACUUGCCCAGCAUGGUUUUGCCAGAAAUGAAGUGUGGAAAUUCGAUAGCAUUGUGAUGGACAAUGACGAGGGCGUAUCUGUGAGACUCACGCUUGAGCCAACCGCGGGUAUCACAGAAAAAUAUGACAGACCAUUCCAUCUGGCUUAUGUCGUUACCUUGGCUGAGCAUCAGAUCAGUACUGAUCUGCACGUCACGAACACGUCAACCUCUAUGGCUUACCCACCUGACAACCUCGAAUUCCAGGCUUUGUUCCAUAACUAUAUCAGGGCCCCUGCGAACGACGUCCUUGUUUUCCCCUUGCAAAACAAAAGUUAUUUUGACAAAACAGAGGCAUCCGAAGAAGCCAGAAACAAACCGAAAGUUGAGACUAGGGCAGGAGUUGAUGUCCGUCAAUUCACCGAUUCUGUGUACCCAGAUGCAGGGGGGAAAUAUGAAGUCACAUGGCCAGGAGGUGGCGUGGAGAUCAAGGUUCGGGAGCUAAAGGACGUUGUUGUUUGGAACCCUCAGCAGGCUGCGGGUGCGAAAAUGGGAGACAUGGAAGAUGGAGGAUGGGAAAGGUAUGUUUGUGUUGAGCCAGGUUAUGUGAGGGGAUUUGCGAAGAUAGAACCAGGCAAGACGUGGAUUGGGCAACAAGUUAUAUCUGUCAUUCACCACGAAAGGAGGAUCAAUCAGUUGUGAUUAGUCCUUGUGAAUUGC